AUGCGGCGACGGGAGGACAGAGGCUGUAUUUUUCCAGCGGUUGGGCAUGGAUCUGCCGGAUGCGGAAGUUGGGGGAUGGCAAAGAGGGCGCUGUGUCUCCUCUUCACGCCGGCAUGUGCAUUCAGCGCCUGGGGCGAUCACAGCACUGGCAUGGCCUUGACCGUGGAUGGGGUCAUGAACUGGCUCGUGCAGAAUGCUGAUGCUUUGCAGCCCAGCAUGCCAGACCACUACCUUAGGUCCAAUGCCUUCUAUGCUCUCAAGGCACGUGGCGAAAUCCCGGUGGCCCAGGAGGUCCCCGAGGAGCUCUUCCUCAAAGAGGUCUUGCCCUACAGGGUGGUCGAUGAGCCCGUGGACCAUUGGAGGGAGGGCUUCUUCCAGGUCUUAGCCCCGCAUGCCAUGCGGGCCACCAGCUUGCGAGGGGCCGUGGAGGACCUGGUGCCCCGGAUCUUCCAGGAGCUCCGUGCCUCGCCCAAGGUCAUGCGGAAGCCCAACCAGACGGCUGUCGUGUUCAAGUCCAAUUCGACUCCUGAGAUGAUGGCGCCCAUCAGCGAGACCUUGACCUCAGGCUAUGCCUCUUGCACCGGGAGCUCCAUCUUGAUUGUCGAUGGCUUGCGGUCGGUGGGCAUCCCAGCACGACUGGUUGGAACGCCGCAGUGGAACAUUCCGACGGGUGGCAAUCACAACUGGGUGGAGGUUUGGACGGGCGAUGGCUGGCACUUCUUUGAUGCAGUGCCGGAUGUUCGCUUGGAUGAGGCCUGGUUUGCGCCUAGCAACACCAAGUUUGCCAACAACAAGGACUCGACACACGCCAUCCUCUCGGCGGAGUGGACGAAGGGCGAUGCCACAUAUCCAUUGACAUGGCGAAAGCCUGCGGUCUUGUGGCGUGCGGAGGACAGCUUCCGCCCAGGAAGGCGGUCUAGAUUUGAGGUUCCAUCAGUGGGCAGGGCGCAGAAUGUGCUGCGACUAACACUUGCGAGCAAGACUAAUUAG
Messenger RNA from Durusdinium trenchii, 990 nucleotides. Lineage: Eukaryota; Dinophyceae; Suessiales; Symbiodiniaceae. The record is from the annotation of a GenBank genome assembly.